Messenger RNA from Glossina fuscipes, 2805 nucleotides. RefSeq lists its product as uncharacterized. Bases 92 to 2332 code for a protein of 746 amino acids. The record is from RefSeq and is a predicted model, not a curated record. NCBI's taxonomy places the organism in Eukaryota, Metazoa, Arthropoda, Insecta, Diptera, Glossinidae. The transcript has 4 exons.
UGGCAGCUUCUUUACUUAUACCGUUUAUGACGUCCAAUACGGAAAUGUGCAGCUCAUAACUCGACUUAGGGAGGGGCUGUUAAUCAAGUCAAUGGGAGAAUUUGGUUAUCAAAUGAACGAAUCAAGCGAGGCAGACACGAUUGAUCUGAGUUUUAUGAGCAGAACUGACUUUAGUAAUAGCGAUGUGGAACGUGUUUUACUGGAAUCGGAGGAGAGUAUUCUAAACUCGAUCGAACCAAUCUCUGAUUGCCAUGACUCAUCCGCAUUUUUAAGUCCUAUGAAUGAUAUUUUAGGCGAUCUAAAUGAAUUUGGGAAAAGUUUUUAUUCAGACCAAUCAGGGUCGUCCCAGCAACAGCAGUCUCAGCAGCUUAGUAGGCCUGCUAUUAGUUGUUCUUGGCUCGGGCAAAGAGAGGCGAGUUUUAUCAAUCUUCCCAUGCCCACUCCAUACGCAAAUGCAAACCAGGAUAUCAAACUUCGUCCAUCUUUGGAAUCAGUAAGUAUUUAUGACAUGGAGACUCAACCAGAACAUUCUGCUUUGAUGACCGAAAAUGGAGUUGAAUUCACUACAUCUGAUUGCACAUACAUUGGACCGGAAUAUCCUUCAAAUUUGAAUCAGUGGCUUUUCAAUUCAGAACAGCAACAGCAGCAAGUGGCCUACAUGUCCCCCUCCAUUCAAAGCAUAAGCCGUAUGUCUGGUAUGGCACCUCUCCCUAUUAAUGCCGCAAAUCAAAUGAAUUCAAAUUAUUCAGCGCAUUUCCCUAAUACAGUGCAAUUCUACGGAUCUUCUUCGAUUGCCUCACCAUCGAUUCCAAUGGGGGAUAACUUUUUUGCUAGCCAUAGCUCAGCACAUGUUCAAGACGUUCCUACUACGAAAGCCGCGGAAGUUCCCCAUAAAGAUUUAGAAGCUAAACCGGAAUCAAUCGAACAAGUGCAAUGGAAGUUUGGAAGCAAUUUUCAAAUAAGUUCCAAUAAUGUUUUUAAUAACAGUUCAACAUUUGAUGAAGCUGAAGGUCGACCACCUUCGAAUGCUCCAAAGGAUGCAACAAUGCAAAGAAAUUUAUCGGAAGAUCCGCAGCAACACCCAUUGCCAAACGCUUUAGAUAGGAAUGGUAUGCACUGGGGGUCGAUAUUUCCCCGCAACCAGCUGAUUCAGCCACCUGAAAUGGUUGUAAUGCAUCCACUACGUACACGCAAGUUAGUUGCGUCCAAACGCAUUUCGUUCGCCUCAACGACACAAACUAUUACCCAUCAAAAUUCAACUGAUGUGAUUGACUGCUCCCAAGAUAAUCCGGCUAGCCUUGCUAGCAAAGCUGUCCAGCGGGAUGAAAAUGCUGGAAAAGAUAGCGUUGAAAAAGAGUGUGAUCAGACUACACAUCUUUUUGAUGAUUUCUCCAAUUUUAAUUAUAAUCUUACCAACAUACCGAUGAUUAAAGAACGCUCAAGAUCCGAAAAUCGAAGUAAAAAUCGUAGAAAACAAAAAUUACAAAUAAUUCCAGGUUCAGAGAACGUGAUUUUUGAGACACAACACGCUGUUGGUAAUGUUGUAGAAGACUCCGUUCCAAUCCAAGCCGUUGUUGAAGAUCAUGAGAAAGAGAGUAAAAACGAGGGUACACAGGACCCUUACUCAGAAAUGGAAUUACCUGAAUUAGAUGAGAUAUUUCGGCGUAAAAAAAAGCCUGUCGCUGUUGUUGCUGUCGGUAGCAAAAGAAAUUAUCAGAUAACGCCGCCUGUAGCACAGCCUAUUGCUUCGAUUGCAAAGAAAGUUUAUCGAGGCAUUGAUCAAUCACCACGUAAAGAAUUACAAGAAAGUUCAAUUUCAUUUAACGAAAAAAUUUCUGUCCCGAUUGCUAUGCGUAAAGCUCGCUCUCAUUUGGCUAUUAACAAAAGUGUUUGGACAUACAGUACAGACUCGGAUUCAGAAGAAAGUGCCAGGCGCGAUGAUCAAACGCCAGCAGCAAAAUCUUUUAAGUGCACGAAAUGCAAAAAAAUUUUUAAAACCUCUCGAUCCCUAGCAAUACAUACUAAACGUUGUAUUAAUUCUUCACAUAAGGACAAAAGCGACACGUUAUCAAUUGUUUUAGCUGAAAGCCAAUCCAACGGCGAAAGCAAUACGAAUGAGAAUUCGAAAAAGAGUUCUGAUGAGUUGCAAUCUCUAUCAAUAUUAAAUGAGGGUGGACGUUCUCAGUGCAAUAAUUUAUUGCCCAAGAUGGUAAAUUCUCAUGUUCAAGAGUCGCCUAUUAGUAAACAAAAACCAAGGCCCAUAACUCGAUCCCAAACCCGACGAUCGACUGGUCGAUCAAUUUCAAAUACCGGAACAAAACGUUCAAAAUGACUUUUACUAUUUUAACUUAAAUUAUUGUCGUGAAUAUAUGGAGGUAAGAUGCUCCAUAUCCUUUCUUUUUUUUUUGUACAUAUGUGUAUUAAUCCAUCAUUGUGUUUUAUGUGUACUUAUUUAAUUUUAAUUUUCGAGCCACACUAAAUAAUUUAAAUACACAUAAAAAAUUUUACAACUUCAUUUUUAUAUCAUUUAAGUGCACCUCCUAUACUUAACGGUAUUUUAUAUAGUUUCGAAUAUCACAAAUCAUUGAAUUAAUGGGGAUAACUUUGUUAAAAGUUAUAUAAAUACAAAGGCUGUUUUUCAUCUAGUUCAAAUUUAAUUAACUUUAUAUUAUUUAGGUCAAAAAGGCAAAUUUGAUGAUAUCAAAAAAAUUGUGUCUAUGUUUUAUCUAAUUAUUUGUUACAUGUAAUGUGUAUAGCUAUUUAAACUACAUUAAAGGGGCUCGUGUUUCUAUUUUAUUAAAACAA